ACGAUGGAUUGGACGAGUCCGAGCCAAUGUGCCCCUGAAGAUUGAAUCUUCCAAAACGGCCGCUGUGCUAUGUCACUUCAUCGGCUCAUGGAUUCCUCAAGCUCACUGAACGAGGAGGCAUGGGAUGCCACGACGGGCAGGUCAUGACGAUACCGCCGGACCUCGAAUGCGCCUCGGUCGAACCUGUGCAGUUGACAUCUAAGCACGUUGGUGGCCUUCCCGUGGAAGUACUAAAGGCACAGCUUUGCACGAGCCCGAAUCCAACGGCAUCGCACGACCCUGCCAUCCAGUCCCAGACACAUCCAUCCAAACCGACGUCCGACGUUCCCCUCAUGCUCUUUGUCUUUUCUGGCAUCAUGGCGUCGUUCACAAUUAAUGGGAUGGCGCUGGAAAGCCUGACCAGCAUCCACGCCAUCGGAGAGAAUACGCUCACGCUGAUCACGGCGGUCCUGUACGCCAUGGUUGGGUUGGGUCUCAAACGCGCGUCAAGAGAGCCCCCGUCGACGCUCCCCACCAAGUACUACCUCUUCCUCUCUGCCCUCACCUUCGCGUCCACGAUGGCGUCGGUGUUCGCGCUCCGAUAUGUGUCCUUUAUCACCCGAAUCCUGGGCAAAUCGUGCAAAUCGAUUCCGGUCAUGGUGCUUGGAGUUCUCUUGGGUAAACGAUACCCUGUCAAAAAGUACGUGUCUGUCGUGCUGCUGUGCCUUGGAGUCGCUGUCUUCCUCGCGGGAUCUGCCCACCAUCACCAAGGCGCCGCACGUGCUCCCAUGUCGGCCGCAGCCAGCCCCAACGCCUUGCCUCCGACACAGACAUCCGCUACCGCCCCAGCGGACGAUCCAGCAAAUCUCGCGAUUGGCAUGGCCCUCCUCUUGGUGUCCUUGUUUUGUGACGGGGCGACGGGGGCGCUGGAAGACAAGUAUGUACACGAGUACGCAGUUGGCGCGUUCGACCUCAUGUUUUACCUCAACGGGUACAAGGCACUGUGGGCGUGCAUGGGGGUCGUGGCGUCGGGCGAGCUGCCCAACGUAAUCUCCACAGUCACUGUGUCCAUCCUGCCGUUGGUUGCCCUGAGCCUCAGCGGCGCAUUCGGUCAAGCGUUUGUGUUUUUCAGCAUCAGCAAAUUCGGCGCGCUUACCACGGCCAUCGUUGGCACCAUGCGCAAAGUUUUGAGUGUAGCGCUGUCUGUCGCGCUGUUUCACCACGAUUUAAGCAGCAUGCAAAUCGUGGGACUUGCAGUUGCUUUUGGCGCAAUUGGACUCAAUUGGGUUCGACUCGACCUGGCUCCGUGGACGCCUUGUUGGUCGCGUGGUCGGUUGGAGCUCCACGUCGUCGCGACCGACGGCGACGAGGUGGUGCAGCUCAUGCCUGCUUCCACGGGCCCUGAAGAGAUGGAAACGAAUCAUGAGCUAAACGAGCCGUCCAAGUGCACUGCAGAGAAUAUCAAGGCCAUGCAAGCUCUCGCACGGUGGGACCGAGCAACUGCCCCCACGUCGACAUCACAUUGCAGUACGAGCGCCGUUUAAUCGUAAUUCAAAUAGUUCGUCCAACGA
Messenger RNA from Aphanomyces invadans, 1550 nucleotides. RefSeq lists its product as hypothetical. NCBI's taxonomy places the organism in Eukaryota, Oomycota, Saprolegniomycetes, Saprolegniales, Verrucalvaceae. The record is from RefSeq and is a predicted model, not a curated record. Gene Ontology annotation, biological process: UDP-galactose transmembrane transport. Gene Ontology annotation, cellular component: Golgi membrane; endoplasmic reticulum membrane. Gene Ontology annotation, molecular function: UDP-glucose transmembrane transporter activity; UDP-galactose transmembrane transporter activity. The transcript has a single exon. Bases 120 to 1523 code for a protein of 467 amino acids.